AAUAAACUGAGCAUCGGGGGGCGUGUUGGUGGGUGAUUCGCGGUCUUUACGCCGUGCGUGUCGGCAACAUGGCUGAUGGGCAGGAUCAGUUUUACCAGCUCUUGAACUCGCUUUUGAGCACCGACAACGACCUGCGCAGCCAGGCAGAGGAGGCGUACAACAACCUGCCGAUCGAGUCCAGGGUCACCCUUUUGCUAACUUCGAUCCUGAACGAUGGCCUCGGCGAGGAGCUGCGCCAAAUGGCUGCUGUCCUUCUCCGGAGGCUCUUUUCCGCCGAGUUCAUGGACUUCUACCCCAAGUUGACAGCCGAACAGCAAGGGCAGCUGAAGGAGCAGGUGUUGAUCUCUGUGCAGCGCGACCAGCCUGAAGGACUGCGUCGCAAGGUGUGUGACGUGGUUGCAGAGGUGGCACGGAACCUUAUAGACGAUGAUGGCAACAACCAGUGGCCUGAUUUCCUCAGGUUUCUCUUUGAGUGCGCUAACUCGCCCUCGCCGGCCCUCAAGGAGAGCGCCCUCCGCAUGUUCACACUGGUGCCAGGCGUGUUUGGCAACCAACAGUCUAACUACCUUGACCUGAUCAAGCAGAUGCUGCACCAGUCAAUGCUGGACACGGCCAACUAUGAGGUUCGUUUCCAAGCAGUGCGGGCUGCCUCGGCGUUUGCCCUGAUCCAUGAGAAGGAAACACCCAUCCUGAAGCACAUGGAACCCCUGCUGCCUAACAUGGUGGCCAUCCUGGCUGAGAGUGUCCAGCGGUCGGACGACGAGACCCUGCUCAAGUGCUUCAUAGAGUUGGCUGAGACCACACCCAAGUUCCUCCGCUCACACCUUGAGCCCGUUGUUGAAAUGUGCAUGAAGGUGUUUGCAGACACUAAUCAAGAGGACUCAUGGCGCCAUCUGGCCCUGGAAGUCAUCGUGACCCUGUCCGAGACUGCACCGGCCAUGCUGCGCAAGGUGGGGGGCAAGUACAUUCCAGUGCUGGUACCGCAAGUGCUGCUGAUGAUGACCGAUCUGGAUGAGGAUGCCGAAUGGAGCGUAGCGGACGAAAUCCUCGAGGAGGAUAAUGACAGCAACUCGGUGGUUGCCGAGUCGGCUCUGGACCGAUUGGCUUGCGGGCUGGGUGGCAAGACGAUGCUGCCUCACAUCAUCCAAAACAUCCCACCCAUGCUUAGCAACAGUGACUGGAAGUACCGCCAUUCGGCCCUUAUGGCCAUAUCAGCUGUAGGAGAGGGAUGCCAUAAGCAGAUGGAAUCCAUGCUGCCCCAGAUCAUGGAGGGUGUCCUCAACUACCUCCAGGACCCGCACCCGAGAGUGCGGUAUGCCGCCUGCAACGCAGUGGGCCAGAUGGCAACUGACUUUGCACCGAUUUUCGAAAAGAAAUUCCACGACAAGGUAGUCCCUGGAUUGCUAAUGGUGCUCGACGACAACGCCAAUCCAAGGGUGCAGGCGCAUGCAGGCGCCGCUCUGGUCAACUUCAGCGAGGACUGUCCAAAGAACAUCCUGACGCAGUACCUGGAUGCCAUUAUGAGCAAACUUGAGGCCAUCCUCAGCACCAAGUUCAAGGAGCUGGUUGAAAAGGGAACCAAGCUGGUGCUGGAGCAGGUGGUGACAACCAUUGCCUCUGUGGCAGACACCUCUGAGGAGCAGUUUGUGGCGUAUUAUGACCGGCUCAUGCCCUGCCUCAAGUAUAUAAUUGAGAACGCCACCACUACCGAGCUCAAACUGCUCAGGGGCAAGACCAUAGAGUGCGUCAGCCUCAUUGGCCUUGCUGUCGGCACAGAUAAGUUCCGGAUGGACGCGAAUGACAUUAUGGGGAUGCUACUGAAGACGCAGACAACAGAGGAGAUGCCUGAGGACGACCCACAGACAUCAUAUCUGAUAUCAGCGUGGGCGCGUAUGUGCCGUAUCCUCGGCAAGGACUUUGUGCAGUACCUACCCAUGGUGAUGGGGCCGGUGAUGAAGACAGCCUCGAUAAAGCCCGAGGUGGCCGUAUUUGAUAAUGAUGAUAUGGGCACCUUUGAGAAUGAUGUCGACUGGCAGUUUGUGUCGCUCGGCGAGCAGCAGAACUUUGGCAUACGCACUGCUGGGCUCGAGGAUAAGGCGUCAGCCUGUGAGAUGCUUGUCUGCUACGCCCGUGAACUCAAUGAGGGCUUUGCGCCCUAUGCUGAGGACGUUGUCAAGCUGAUGGUGCCCCUCCUCAAGUUCUAUUUCCACGACGGUGUCCGUAGCGCAGCUGCCGAGUCACUUCCCUAUCUGCUUGAGUGCGCCAAGAUCAAAGGGCCUGAGUUCCUGGAGGGUAUGUGGAGAUACAUUUGCCCAGAGCUGCUGAAGGCUAUUGACACCGAGCCAGAAAAUGACGUCCUCAGUGAGCUCAUGUACUCGCUAUCAAAGUGCAUUGAAACCCUCGGAAAUGGUUGCCUGACUGAAGAGACGAUGACCGAGCUAGUGCGGAUUUUGGACAAGCUGCUGAAGGAGCACUUUACACACGCUGCUGACAGGCUUGAGAAGCGCAAGGAUGAGGACUAUGAUGAGGUGGUGGAAGAGCAGCUUGUUGAUGAAGACACUGAAGAUGUGUACCUGCUGAGCAAACUGUCGGACGUGAUCCAUGCUCUCUUCAGCACUUACAAAGAGUCAUUCUUCCCCUUCUUCGACCAAAUCGUUGGACACUACACCAAAAUGCUGGGCGAUGGAAUGACGUGGUCAGACCGGCAAUGGGCGCUUUGUGUAUUUGACGACCUGGUUGAAUUCUGUGGACCCGCAAGUGUGCGGUACCAGACGCUGUUUGUGCAGCCGCUGCUGACAUACACGGAGGACGGGUCUGCCGAGGUUCGGCAGGCUGCUGUGUAUGGCUGCGGCGUGAUGGGCCAGUUUGGCGGCCCUGCAUAUGCGGCCGCAUGCCGUGAGGCCCUCGCCAAGCUGAUCAAGGUGAUUGCAGCGCCCGAGUCGCGCAGUGUUGACAAUGUCAAUGCCACUGAGAAUGCCAUCUCGGCCGUCACCAAGAUCCUCAAAUACAACCCCGCCAAUGUCAACAAGGACGAGGUCAUCCCCCUCUGGCUUUCGUGGCUUCCGGUUUGGGAGGACGUGGAUGAAGCGCCGCACAUUUAUGGCUUCCUGUGUGACCUGAUGGAGUCCAACAACCAGGCGCUGCUUGGCCCCGAGAACUCGAACGUGCCUCGCAUCAUUGCUAUCAUGGCAGAGGCGUUUGCUCGGGAGGCAUUAGAGGCGUCGAGUGAGGUGGCGCAACGCAUGGUGCGCCUUCUGAGGCACAUCCAGCUGCAAGCUGAUGGCAAGAUGUUUGAGGUGUGCGUCGCACAGCUCUUACCCGACCAGCAACGCGCCCUUCACCAGUUCUUGGCCGCCUAACAAGAAAGAAAGAUUUAACCCCCUGACGAAUGAAUGAAAGAAAAAGAAACGAGCGGACGUUUGAAUCUGUUGUUGAAUUUUUAACCCGCAUUGGUCCCUAGCCUAGUAGGGACUCCAUGGUGAUAAAUAAGUAAGAAAAAAAAUAAAUGACAGUGAUUCAACCUUUGUAUGCAACUCAUUGGAAUGGCUUUCCUUUUGCACUCACAAGACGAGCGGUUUGCCAUUGUAAUUUAUUGGUAGGUUUUGAAAGAAAAUUACCCGUCGGCCUGCACCACGAGAUGUGAAGGAUAUGUAAUUAAUUAUUCCUGUUUUUGUAACUGCUGCUGAGUACGAGCAAGAGAUAAAAAUACAUAACAACUGACAAAAUACAUACCAAUUA
Molecule: messenger RNA, 3738 nt
Organism: Neocloeon triangulifer
Lineage: Eukaryota; Metazoa; Arthropoda; Insecta; Ephemeroptera; Baetidae
Gene: Karybeta3
Product: importin-5
Exons: 15
Coding region: 69-3359 (1096 amino acids)
Biological process (GO): protein import into nucleus
Cellular component (GO): cytoplasm; nucleus
Molecular function (GO): nuclear import signal receptor activity
Source: RefSeq, a predicted model, not a curated record